ACCUUGAGCGUGAAGUGGUUUCAAUACUGAAGCUGUCAAAUUUCUCCGUUAUACUCCGUCCUCAAGAAUCAGUUUCAAAAACCCUCCAACAAAAACCCUCUUCCAUUUCGUAAUAUAAACCAUGGCGGCUCAACCCAAACGCGGCGGAGUUUCCCUACCCGAGAGGCGGUCUGCCGCCAAGCCGGAAUCCAACGUCCUCGCCAGGAUCACUUCCUCCCCUCUCGUUUCUCGUGGUAAGCAAGCCGCGUGCGACGCCGCUUUCGUCUCCAAGAAGCUCCUCCGUAGCACCGGAAAGGCUGCUUGGAUCGCCGGAACAACUUUCUUGAUCUUAGCUGUCCCUUUGAUCAUCGAGAUGGACCGUGAGCAGCAGCUCAAUGAGCUUGAGCUACAGCAAGCUAGUCUCCUUGGUGCCCCGCCUACUGCGUCCGUCAGUAAGUGAUCAAGUCCGAUUGGGUCAUUUCAGGUCAGAGCUUGUUGUUUCAUCAAUUUUUUGCCUGUUUAGGCCGUUCCCCUUGAGUUACAGUAACCUUUCGAUCAUGUAUGAGUUUUAGAUGUAGUUAAGGAAUUCAAGAUUUUACUUCUUUUUUGGUGUUUCAAGUUUGAAUUUCUUGUGGAAUGGCGUUGUCGGACUUGGUUUUAUCAAGUUAUUGCUUAUGAAUUUCAAGUGAAACUGUGUUGUCUUUGAUAUUGUUGUAAUAAAGUACUCGAAAUUUAGGAGUUUUCAUUUUUGCUACUUUUGAAUGAGAACCAAAUGAUUAUGGAA
This is a messenger RNA of Gossypium raimondii (Peruvian cotton), 763 nucleotides long. Its product is annotated as mitochondrial import receptor subunit TOM9-2. NCBI's taxonomy places the organism in Eukaryota, Viridiplantae, Streptophyta, Magnoliopsida, Malvales, Malvaceae. The record is from RefSeq and is a predicted model, not a curated record. The transcript has a single exon. Gene Ontology annotation, cellular component: mitochondrial outer membrane. Gene Ontology annotation, biological process: intracellular protein transport. The coding region runs from base 122 to 439 and encodes 105 amino acids.